Molecule: messenger RNA, 2184 nt
Organism: Vespula pensylvanica (western yellowjacket)
Lineage: Eukaryota; Metazoa; Arthropoda; Insecta; Hymenoptera; Vespidae
Exons: 6
Coding region: 21-2144 (707 amino acids)
Source: RefSeq, a predicted model, not a curated record
AUGUAAUUUAAUUAACAUAGAUGUUCCAAGAAAAACAAGAACAAGAUACAUGGGCUCAAACGUUGUUAACGAUAACGCCGGAGGAUGAUCCUGUACUGAGAGAAGUCAAAUCAAAGAUCUUGGUGUCCGCAGACGUGAAUACUUCUUUGGAUUUAGAUACUAAUAGUUUUCUUUAUAGACGAUCCCUUACUCCAAAAUAUCUCGUGGAUUUUAACGAAUUAGAGGAUGAAAAUAUUAGACAUAUCGAAGUUCAAACAUUUUUACAAGGCAUAUCGGUCGUUGACAUUCCAAUUGAAUACAAAGAUCAAAUUUCGCAGACGUUGUAUAUGAGUCCGCCAUGUCCUCCUAUGAAAUAUUAUAAAGAUAUUAUGACAUCUAUGAGAGACGAUCUAAUGCCUGAGAUAAAAAAUACUCGUCAAACACAAACGAUACUCACAAUUGAUCGAGAUAUAAGCCUACAAAUUACCACAGAAAUAUUAAAAAUCGACGUUACAAAAGAAGAAAAAGGAGAAGAAAAAGAAGGAGAAAAAGAAGAAGAAGGAGAAGAAGAAGGAAAAGAAGAAAGAGAAAAAGAAGGAGAAGAAGACGACGACGAAAUAAAAAAUAUACGUUUUGUAUGGGAUGAAGAAGAUUAUUUACAAACUGAGCUGAAUAGCUUGAUAUCCGAUAUUCUCUACUAUCUACAAGAACGUGUUUUCUGGAUUUUAGAUCCUACGACUCUUUUACAUCCGAUUACAACUGAAAACUUUACUCAGACCUUGAUAAAAUACAAUGCAACCACGAAUAACAUUGUAAUCGACAACGAAACGCAAACUGAGCUAACUUGUCAACCUAAAAGCUCCAAUACCGAAUUACUUUCAGAUUAUCAGGCUAAUAAAAACUUGAUAAAUGAAAUUUUGGAAGAGUGUUUGGACAAGGCUGUUGAGUCUGUGUUAUUAACUCAAUAUAUUCUUGAUGAGAUCAUUGAAAAAUGUGGUGAAAUAGUGAGAUACCCUCCAAAAGAUCAAGAUGCUCAAACUAUAGCUACUUAUACGGUAGACGAAAAGAAAGAAGAGGUUUUACGUAAAUUACAAUUACCAAUUGUCGUUGAUUCAUUGGAAUCAUCGAUUGUGGUAUUAGCACUUAUCGAUGACCUGCUAGAAUCAGUUUGUGAAGCUAUCUAUAAAAAUGCGUAUAUUGUCAGUACGUCUAUUCUUCGAGACGUAGUUAAAAAAUCAUCGUACAUUGGUUCUAAAAUAGAGAAAAUACGAAGUCAAUCACAUGAUAAGUUAAUCGAGCAGAUUUUAAAUCAAAGAAGAGAAAAGAUAGCAAAAUUGAUGAUGAAAAAGGAAACAGAUACAGUCUUUACACAAACCAGUAUAUCGGGUAUACAUGAAAUAACAAAACUUGAAGAUCUUAAGAAAAGUUUCAGCUGUAUUUGCUUGAAAGGUUCAAAGUGUUAUGCAUGCAUGAAAAAAGAUGAAGACAUACGAACGUUGCGUACACAGGAUAUACUUUUAGCUUAUAGUAGUAGACCAUGCCAGGUUGUCAGUAGUCCUUUCAAGAUAGAAACUGAUGAAGUAUCUUCAAGUAGUAUUACCGAAGAAAGAACAACCAUAUGUAAGACUUCAAUUUCGGAUGAUUCCAGUUCAGAAUCAGUCACAACAAUCGAUGUGGUUCUACAGCCAAAAGAAAAAAUAAAUCUUACAGAUUCUCUUGAUGGAUGGACUCGUGCAAUUGAUGCUGCUUUGACUAUACCAUGGUCUUCUCAAAGUUCCUUGAGUGAGACCAAUAAAAACGACAAAUUAACUUUGCAAACUAUGAAGGUACUGCAAAUUUUGAAGAGUACCUUCUGUAUUCGGGAUACCUGUCCUAUGUCUGUCUUAGAAAAAUUGACAAAAAAAUCAACCGAGGAGGUCGAUAACUUCGCUACCAAUACAAUUAAUAAUUCAUGCUUUUGUUUAAAGACAAAAGAUGAUUAUGUUACUGAAGAAAAUAUCGAAGAUAAUAAUAGUAUUGUUGAUACGAAAACUUACAACCCAUCGUUUGAAAAUGAAAAAUGUUUGUGUCAUAUUUGUUACACACUAGAAGACGCUUUGCGUCAAUUUCCUGAAAAUAAUAAAUCUUGCAACGUGAAAAUUAUUCCUAUACAAUCAGCUUCAUAAAUACAUAUUUAUGUAUAGGAUUGUUUCUUAUAUUUGUACG